Molecule: messenger RNA, 1381 nt
Organism: Lactuca sativa (garden lettuce)
Lineage: Eukaryota; Viridiplantae; Streptophyta; Magnoliopsida; Asterales; Asteraceae
Product: zinc finger protein ZAT9
Biological process (GO): regulation of DNA-templated transcription
Source: RefSeq, a predicted model, not a curated record
UCUUUACUUAAACUUCAUACAAACCCAUAAACCACAUAUACUUUUUAGAGUGAGAAACGUAUCCUUGUAGAGAGAGAAACGGAAACAAUGGAGAAACACAACUGCAAGCUCUGCUUAAAGAGCUUUGCAAAUGGAAGAGCUUUGGGCGGCCAUAUGAGAUCUCACAUGCUCAAUCUUUACGUAACUCCCAAACCACCACUACCCUCCUCGCCGCCAUCUUCAUCGACGGAGGAAGAUGAGGACGACGGGGAUGACAAUCUUUAUGGGUUGAGGGAGAAUCCUAAGAAGAGUUUGCAGUUAGGCGAUCCAGAUUUUGCAUUCCCCGGAGCACUUACAGUUACACUCACCACCACCGCCGCAGGCGGUGGCGGUGUAGUUGGUGGUAGUUCAGUGGUUCUGCAGGACAGGGAGAGCGAAACGGAGACUUCAAAAAAAGCAAUUGUCCGAAGACGAUCAAAACGGAUUCGAAGACAGGAGACUUCAUGGUUGGGUGAUCAACAGCAUUUUCAUGAACUUACUCGUAACAAAAAUCAGAAUCAAUGGCAAUAUCUGAAGAAAUCAAAGAUCUUUAAACCGUGUCCGAAGACAGCUGAAUCGUCAACCCCGGAGCCGGUAAGUUCAAUCUCCGAUACUUCACCGGAAGAAGAUGUAGCCUACUGUUUAAUGAUGUUAUCAAGAGAUAAAUGGUCAGAUGAAGAAGAAGAUCGAGAACAUGAAGAAUCAGACAAUGAAUCGGAAUCCGAUAGAGAGAUUAUUAACGUGAAACGAACUCCGACGAGGACGAAGUACAGAUGCGAGACAUGUAACAAAGUUUUCCGAUCGUAUCAAGCACUUGGUGGGCACAGAGCAAGUCAUAAAAAAAUCAAACAGAGUCAUCAUGACAACAUUCAUCAAACACAAAAUGUCGCCAUGGAAGAUAAAAUCCAUGAAUGCCCUGUGUGUUUCAAAGUGUUUGCUUCCGGCCAAGCUCUCGGCGGUCACAAAAGAUCACAUGUUACAGCUUCAUCUGCUUCCAUGGCUGCCGCUAAACCAGUUGCAAAACAGAGCAUUAAUCUGAUUGAUCUUAAUCUCCCUGCUCCAAUUGAUGAAGAAGAUGAUGAAAUGAGUCAAAUUGAGGUCUCUGUGGUUUCCGAUGGUGAAUUUGUCAUAACCCAUUAAUGGAAAUAUCGCAUUAAAGAAUAACCUUUAUAUCGAAUCUUGUACGUUACGAAUUGGAACUUGUACAUUUCACUGGUUUUGUCUUGAGAACAUUGCAUGUUUGACCAAGAGUUAAGUUGCACCCCAACGUCAACAUCGUGGGUUUCUUUAGCUGUUUGUACUGUACAACAUGUAUAUGCAUGUAAAGAUUUUGGACCAAAAGGUUAAAGUUCAAGUUGUUUCA